This is a messenger RNA of Cantharellus anzutake, 730 nucleotides long. RefSeq lists its product as uncharacterized. The transcript has 3 exons. Bases 381 to 695 code for a protein of 104 amino acids. The record is from RefSeq and is a predicted model, not a curated record. NCBI's taxonomy places the organism in Eukaryota, Fungi, Basidiomycota, Agaricomycetes, Cantharellales, Hydnaceae.
GUUGGCAAGAAUGGAAGUUCUACUGUCCAAGUUACGGGUUUGGCGCUGGCCAGUUUCCAAAGGCGGUUCCUGUUGGCACGGCCGUUCAGUACUGGGCCCAAAUUGACCCCGCAAUAUGGGGCGAUAACUUCAACGCUGAUCGUGCCAAAGCUAUUGGAGAUGAACCUGAGUUGACGUCAUCAAACUCUACUCUGACCUCUACCUCAUCUUUCUCUACAUCGUCUUCAUCCGCCCGUCCCACAACGACCGUAAGCCACACAGGAAGUUACGGUUCUGGCUCUUCGAAUGUAGGCGCCAUUGCCGGAGGCGUCAUUGGAGGUGUCGUCGGCCUCGGACUCAUCGCUGCGGUCGUCUAUAUCUUCCUCCAGCGCAAUCGAAGAAUGGGUUCCCAGUCAGACGAGUCGACGCGGGUGGUUCCGGACUCGGAGAAUGGCAAGGCGGGGGGCAAGACCGUAUCUCUGGCGAACAAUAGUCUAGGGAUGACUGCCGGGAAUGGGAGUUAUGUGCAACAGAGUAUUGAAAUUGUAACUCCGAUGAAACUAUACGAUCCGAACGAUCCAUCGACUUUCCCCAAGACGCCUGGACCAGCAGGCGCGUCUGGGCUUUCGCAUUCGGCCACGGUGAAUUAUGGUGCCCACUCUCGCCUGCCUUCUGACGGAAGUAACGGAGGUUAUUCUGGUAUGCCGGAGAUUUGAAGGUCUUGACGUUAGCGGGGAAGUCAGACUGUCCU